Messenger RNA from Protomyces lactucae-debilis, 1935 nucleotides. Its product is annotated as putative glycine--tRNA ligase. The transcript has a single exon. The coding region runs from base 1 to 1935 and encodes 644 amino acids. The record is from RefSeq and is a predicted model, not a curated record. Gene Ontology annotation, cellular component: cytoplasm; mitochondrion. Gene Ontology annotation, molecular function: ATP binding; glycine-tRNA ligase activity. NCBI's taxonomy places the organism in Eukaryota, Fungi, Ascomycota, Taphrinomycetes, Taphrinales, Protomycetaceae. Gene Ontology annotation, biological process: mitochondrial glycyl-tRNA aminoacylation.
AUGGCAGGACGACCCGCAGGCACAGGCCACUUUGAACGACCACAACUAGACGAAGUCAUCAAGAAGCGCUUCUUUUAUGGCCCAUCAUUUGAUAUCUAUGGCUCCGUCUCCGGCUUGUAUGAUUACGGGCCAGCUGGAUGUGCACUACAAGCCAACAUCAUUGAUCUCUGGCGGAAACACUUCAUCAUCAAUGACUCCAUGUUGGAGGUAGACACGACGUGCUUGACGCCUGCGGAAGUGCUCAAGACAUCUGGCCAUGUUGACAAGUUUGCAGAUUGGAUGACCAAGGACAAGACCACUGGUGAAAUCUUUCGCGUAGAUCACUUGGUGGAGGAGGUUCUGGAAGGCCGCAUCAGAGGUCAUCGGGAGGCAACAGGUGUCAAGGUUGAGGCUGUGGAAGAGUCAGACGAGAAGAAGAAGCGCAAAAAGAAGGUCAAGAGUAUUGCUGCGGUCAAGCUGGAUGAAGCCACCUUGGAGGAAUACGAGUCUUGUCUCGCAAAGAUUGAUGGUUACUCCGGGCCAGAGCUUGGUGAGCUGCUUGUCAAGUAUGACAUUCGCAACCCUGCCAACAAUGCCGUCUUAGAGCCACCUAUUCAGUUCAACCUCAUGUUUGACACUCAGAUUGGUCCAACAGGCCAAUUCAAAGCAUAUCUCCGUCCAGAGACUGCACAGGGCCAGUUCCUCAACUUUGCAAAGCUCCUUGAGUUCAACAACUCUCGCAUGCCAUUUGCAUCGGCCAGUAUCGGCAAAUCCUUCAGAAACGAGAUUGCGCCUCGUUCUGGUCUCUUGCGGGUACGCGAGUUUCUGAUGGCAGAGGUAGAGCACUUUGUUGAUCCGAAUGACAAGUCGCAUGACCGCUUUGACGAGGUCAAGGAGACCGUCUUGCGGUUCCUACCAAAACAGACACAACUUGAUGGUAAAACAGACAUUUUGGAGAUGAGUGUCGAUGAGGCAGUCUCAUCUGGUAUGGUGGACAAUCAAACACUUGGCUACUUCCUUGCUCGCAUCUUUUUGUUUCUGCAAAAGAUUGGCAUUGAUCCGACAAGACUGCGGUUCAGGCAACACAUGAAUACGGAAAUGGCACACUAUGCUUGCGAUUGUUGGGAUGCAGAGAUUCAUACCACGUAUGGCUGGAUCGAGUGUGUAGGAUGUGCCGAUCGGUCUGCGUAUGAUUUGAGCGUGCAUGCGAAAAAGACGGGGGCUGCAUUGGUUGUGCGUGAAGCACUCAAGGAACCACUCGUUGAGCAAAAGUGGAUCCCUCAAAUCAAUCGCAAGGACUUUGGCAUGAAGUUCAAGAAGGACGCCAAAUCCAUUGAAGCAGCAAUUGAAGCCAUGUCAAUCCAAGAGAAAGAGGAAGCUGCUUCGAAUGGUUGCAUCAAUGUUGUCGGUCAGAGCAUCUCUCCAGAUCUUGUCAAGCUCGAGCUGAAGGAAAUUGUGUCCAACAUUCGCGAAUACACGCCCAACGUGAUUGAGCCUUCGUUCGGUAUCGGUCGUAUCCUCUACUCCGUCCUCGAACAUGCCUUUUGGUGUCGGCCCAAUGACGUUGAGCGAGGUGUGCUCUCCUUCUCACCUGUCAUUGCCCCAACCAAAGUGUUGCUCGUGCCCCUCUCCGGCAAUGCCCAGCUGCUCUCGCUUCUUCCAGGCCUCUCUGCAAAACUUCGCGCUUUGGAGAUUUCCAGCAAAGUGGACGACUCAUCUGCUGCAAUUGGUCGGCGUUACGCACGGAAUGAUGAGCUCGGCACACCGUUUGGUAUUACGAUUGACUUCCAGACUGUUGAAGAUGGCAGUCUGACACUGCGUGAACGCGACACGACUAAGCAGAUUCGCGCUAUGGAGUCAGAGAUUCUGGCUGUACUGGAUGAUCUUGUACGUGGCCGUGUUGCUUGGUCGGAUGUGUUGGCCAAGUAUGGCGAGUUUUCGUCGACAGAAGCAUGA